This is a messenger RNA of Echinococcus granulosus, 159 nucleotides long. RefSeq lists its product as hypothetical. The record is from RefSeq and is a predicted model, not a curated record. The transcript has 2 exons. Lineage: Eukaryota; Metazoa; Platyhelminthes; Cestoda; Cyclophyllidea; Taeniidae. The coding region runs from base 1 to 159 and encodes 52 amino acids.
AUGUUUUUUAUCAAUGGGACAGCUACUGGUGUUAAGGGACAUGAGCUCAUCUCUUCCAACUUACCCUUCAUUCCCCUACUACGACUCGAUGAUGACUGUUCUGCAAAAAGCAUUUCUUGUUCGCUGGACGCUUCCUACCUAGGAGGUGGAUUGGGGUGA